CACAAAUUUUAUUCGUUUUUCCGCCACGCGUUCGAGCCAAGCCAAAAGCCAAAUAAAAAACUUGCGCAAAAUGCAGACGAGAAAAGUUGAAAAAUUUGCGGGCGUUGCAUUGUUAAUGCUGCUGAUGAUGCUCAGCCCCGCCCAGGCCGCCGCCUACAAUUGUUCAGCGCCCCCGAGCUUCAACAAUUUCGAUGUGAACUCGUGCUGCCGCACACCGGAAAUCAAUUUGGGCAACGUGCCACAGAAAUGUCAGCAGCACGUGAACCAACUGAAGUCAGCCAAUCCCAAAUAUCCAGCCUAUGCGCAUCUGUGCUAUCCGGAGUGCAUCUAUAGAGAGACUGGCGCCCUGAUCAAUGGCCGCUUGCAAAUGGACAAGGUGCGCGAGUACUUGCAGGAGCAUGUGCAUCGACGUGACCGCGAGGUGGUGCCACACAUUGUGCGCUCCUUUGACACAUGCCGCAAAAACAUUCACGGCCAUUUGAAGGCCGCCAAUCUGGAGAGCUAUAAAGUGCUGCCCCAAGGCUGUUCGCCCUAUGCAGCGAUGCUCUACAGCUGCGUCAAUGCGGAAACCUUUCUCAACUGCCCCGCCAAGCUGUGGAAAUCGGACGAAAAAUGCCUGGUGGCCAAGGAAUUCGCCCAGCAAUGCAAUCCACUGCCCCACGUGCCGCUGCCCAUGAGCUGAGCUGACCUGAAAAUAUUUUGAAAUUUGACUAUAUAUAAAUAUAAAAUAU
Drosophila navojoa is the source of this 731-nucleotide messenger RNA. It is a transcript of the gene Obp50e, whose product is annotated as Odorant-binding protein 50e. Gene Ontology annotation, molecular function: odorant binding. Lineage: Eukaryota; Metazoa; Arthropoda; Insecta; Diptera; Drosophilidae. The record is from RefSeq and is a predicted model, not a curated record.